This is a messenger RNA of Myzus persicae (green peach aphid), 1985 nucleotides long. It is a transcript of the gene MetRS-m, whose product is annotated as methionine--tRNA ligase, mitochondrial. The transcript has 2 exons. The coding region runs from base 334 to 1917 and encodes 527 amino acids. The record is from RefSeq and is a predicted model, not a curated record. Gene Ontology annotation, molecular function: methionine-tRNA ligase activity; ATP binding. Gene Ontology annotation, biological process: methionyl-tRNA aminoacylation. Lineage: Eukaryota; Metazoa; Arthropoda; Insecta; Hemiptera; Aphididae.
UAGGUCUUUGAUAAACCCAUUGUACUAUCUUAAAUCGUGGAUAGAACUCUGAUUAUAGUGUUAAUAUUGUUGGAGAAUUAGGAUUUUGGAAAUUUGGAAUUGGGAUUUGGGAAAUUGAACUAUUGAAGACUUGAAAGUUUAAGUGCUUCUGUCGAUCCUGAUUCUAAUUUUGUUUUUUUGUUGUUAGUAAGAACGUUAGCAUAUUAUUGUAUUAUGAUUAAGUACAAUAUUACAUUAUAAUGGUUUAAAUUAAGUAGUAUGUAUUAAAUAUUAAGAGGUUAUACACAGAAUAUAGAAUUACUAUACUCAGAUACUAUUACGAAGAUUAUUAUUAUGUCACGAAUAAGCACAAGUUUCAAAGAUGUAACUAAAAAGACUUCCUACUUUAUUACAACACCAAUAUUUUACGUAAAUGCAAGUCCACACAUUGGGCAUCUUUACAGUGCUUUAAUUGCUGAUGCUUCUGCAAGAUUUCAAAAAUUACUUAACCCAAGUUUAAAUAUUAUUUUCAGUACUGGCACUGAUGAACACGGAUUGAAGGUACAAAAAGCAGCAGAGAAUUGUAAAAUAUCUGUUGAAAACUAUUGUACAAAAAUUUCAAGUAGCUAUCAAACUACAUUUGAUAAAUUUGAUAUUGGUCAUACAUCUUUCAUACGAACAACAACCGAAAACCACAAAAAAUGUGUACAUUAUUUUUGGAAUAAAUUACAACCACAUAUAAGAAAAGGAAAGUAUUCCGGAUGGUAUUGUACAGCUGAUGAAACUUUUUUAUCAGAAGAUCAAAUAGAAUUAGUUAAUAAUGUACGUGUUAGUAAAGAAUCAGGAAGACCAGUUGAGUGGGCAGAAGAAGACAACUAUAAAUUUGACUUACGUCCUUUUAAACAUGAUCUUCAAAAUUGGUUGAGUAAACCAGAUAGAAUUAAACCAAAAGUAUUCCAUGAAAUCCUGAAUAGAGAGGUAAAUGAUUUAUACGAUAUAUCAUUGUCAAGACCAAAAAAUCGUGUCAGUUGGGGUAUUCCAGUACCGAAAGAUGAUACACAGACUGUAUAUGUAUGGCUAGAUGCUCUUGUUAAUUAUUUAACUGUUUCUGGUUAUCCAGACAGCAAAAUGUGGCCUCCUAAUGUCCAAAUAUGUGGCAAAGAUAUUUUGAAAUUCCAUGGAAUAUUAUGGCCUAUAUUCUUAAUAGCUGCUGGUUUAAAACUGCCAAAACAAAUUUUUGUGCAUUCUCAUUGGAAAGUUAAUGAUGAAAAGAUGUCAAAAACCAAAGGAAAUGUAGUAGAUCCAAUAACUGCUGGUUGCCAGUAUACUGAAUCUGGUUUAAGAUAUUUUUUGCUUAGAGAAGGUACAGCUCACAGUGAUGGUAACUACAGUGAUCUGAAAAUUAGAAGAAUCUUAAAUGCUGAAUUAGCAGACACAUUGGGUAACCUAUUGAACCGUUGCUGUGGAAAAGCCAUUAACCCAAAUCUCAGUUACCCAAAAUUAGAUUUAUUACAGAUUGAAAGGCUACGGGCUGAUUCAUAUUUCAUUGAAUUACAAAACAAACUAGAGAGUCUUGCAGACAUAGUUGGAAGUCAUUAUGAAGAAUUAAAUUUUUACAAAGGUAUAGAUGAAAUAAUAGCCACUUUACAAAGUUGCAAUCGAUUUUUUGAGUAUAACAAACCGUGGGAAUUAGCUAAACAAGAUGUUGGUAAAUUGGAAUGUGUACUUCACAUAACUAUGGAGACUUUGAGAAUUUCUGGGUUAGCUUUACAGCCAGUUGUUCCUGUACUAGCUGAUCAGUUAUUAAAGAAGUUAAACAUAAGUAAUAGAGAUUGGAAUCAAAUGACACCAACGUGGAAAGAUGAAAACAGAAUUGUUAAUCCAAUAAACUUAAAAAAAGAUAAUAUUGUGUUGUUUAAAAAGUUGUUGAUAAACUGAUUAGUUUUCAUUAUUCUAUUAGUUUAAUGAUUCAUAAAUAAAAUAUGAAAUUGUAUGUUUAUAAAUAA